Molecule: messenger RNA, 2640 nt
Organism: Cokeromyces recurvatus
Lineage: Eukaryota; Fungi; Mucoromycota; Mucoromycetes; Mucorales; Mucoraceae
Exons: 7
Coding region: 1-2640 (879 amino acids)
Molecular function (GO): protein-macromolecule adaptor activity; cytoskeletal protein binding; identical protein binding
Source: RefSeq, a predicted model, not a curated record
AUGAAGUACAUUGAUAUCUGUACUGCACUUUAUGACUACCAAUCCCAACAUGAUCAAGAAAUUUCAUUCCAGGAAAAUGAUACUUUAUAUAUUCUAGAUAAAGAAGAUCCAAAUUGGUAUAAAGCCCAACUUAAAGUACCAUCAGACAUUGGGCCAAUUGGGCUUGUGCCUUCCAAUUACAUUGAAAAGGCAAAGCCUAUUGACUCAUUAAAAGCACUUUACGAUUAUCAAUCUCGAUCAUUAGAAGAACUGGACUUUAAGGAAAAUGACACAUUUGCAUUAUAUGAAAAAGAUGACCCUGAUUGGUUUCUAGUAGAGGCUUCAAAUGGACAAAUUGGCUUAGUACCUAGCAACUAUGUUGAAUUUAUUAAAAACAAUACAUUAUCAACUGAGCAACGUAUACCAUCUCAGCCAAAUAUCGCUUUAGACAAUAAAAAUAGAACAAAAAAUAAAGGUAAAUGGGCUAUAGCGUUAUAUGCUUUUAAGCCAGAAGGAGAUGAGGAGACCUAUCUUGAGGAAGGUGAGCAUGUGAUUGUAACAAAUCAGGAAAAUAAGGACUGGUGGACAGUUGAGCAUAAGGAUGGUACACAUGGUAUUGUACCAGCUGUUUAUAUAAGAUUUGAAGAUGAACAGGAAGAGAAAAGGAAAAACGAGUUAGCAGCCAAAAUUGAAGCUGAAGCAAAAGAAAAAGAAAAACAACGUAUAGAGCUUGAAAGGCGACGAAAAGAGCAGGAAGAGCAUGAGAAACAAUUAAAAGAAGAACAUGAAAGACAAAAAAGACUAGAAGAGUUGAAACGACAAAGAGAGCAAAAAGAGAAGGAAAGAUUAAGACAGGAAGAAGUAGAAAGAAGAAGAAAAAUACAAGAAGAAGCAAGACAAAGAGAAUUAGAAGAAAAAAGGAAACAGCAAGAAGAAUUAAAGCAGAGAGAAGAAAAGAAGAAACAGCAAACAUUUAACAAGUUUUCAGCUUCUCCUUCAUUAGGACGUAAUCAAAUUCCUGUUCCUUCUUCUUCUUCUCCUUCUUCUACCGUACAAUAUCAGUCCUCUACACAAUAUGUUGAUUCAAUUAAGCUUGAUCCUUCAAAAGUACGUACUUGGACUGAUCGUACAGGAGCCUUUAAAGUGGAUGCACAAUUCCUUUUAUGUGCUAAUGGUAAAAUUCGACUUUUUAAAACAAAUGGCGUAAAGAUCGAUGUUCCAAUUGAAAAAAUGUGUCUUGAGGACUUACGUUUCAUUGAGAAGGAGACAGGUACUAAAUUAGUAGACGAUCAUACACCUUUAGCACACUUGAAAAAGCAACAAUUUAGCUGGUUUAAUUUCUUUAAACAAGCCAAUUUACCUCAAAAGGCAUGUACAGAAUAUGCGGGAACUUUUGAGGCUAAUAAAUUGACAAAGGAUGAUAUUGAUCACCUUACACACAGAAAGAUGAAGAUGUUGGGCAUGUCCGAACGUCAUGUUCAACGUAUUCAAAGAUUUAUAGAAACAGAGCAUGCGGAUCCUCCAUCAGAAGAUGAGACAAUUUCUAGACCUAAAAUAAAGAAAAAGGUAACAUUUGGUCCUGUAAGUUAUAUCGAUGAUAUAAAAGAUGAGGAUGAGCAUGAUGUACAAUGGCAAAUAGAACAGGAUGAAAAAUUAGCGAGACAAUUACAAGAACAAGAAGAGCAGCAUCAUGUUGGUUUACAUAGACGUGGUACUGGUAGACCUACACCUCUUCAUUCAGCUCCUCGUGAUGUAAAUCCAACCGUAUUAACACCUCAGCAGUUUAAAAUGGAACCACUACAACCUGUACAAUCAACCACAACACCACCCAUUCUGCAGCAGUCGAGGAAUAUAACUCCAACUUUGAUGAAUAAACCUACUUUUGAAGACGAUGCAUGGGCACCUCGAACAACCGAACAAACUUCAGGUUGGAAUAAUAAUAAUAAUAAUAAUAAUAGAGUAUCUUCUAUGAUAGCAACAGCCUCUCCCUCAAUAACAAGAAUACCAGGAGUAGCAAUGACAGCAGCAGUACCAUCUGCUCCUCCUUUGCCUCCCCAAACACCCCCUCGUCAAAGACCUGUAUCUCAAAUACCUCAACAGAAUAGAGUUGAUCCCCAGUUACUCGCAAAAUGGGGAACUAGUCCUGUUCUUGCUACUAGUCAAAAUCGUCCAGUACCUCCUCCACCCACAAAUAGCAAUAAUCAUUUUGUACCAUUAAAUAAUAACAUGACAAGCUCACCUAGUCCAUUACAGCAAAAAGCUAUUCAUACUAAUACUAAUAUGAUAACAGGAAAUCAUUUUGGUACUAGUCUACCUCCCUCAAAUUCAUUUAAUAUGCAAUAUCAAAAUGCAUCACCUAGAACUGUACCUUUACAGUCUGUAUUACCUUCGCCUAUUGUACCUCAACCUAUAUCACUACAGCAAGGACGAAAUUGGGCCAAUGCUACACCAGAUAAUCCCUUUGGUGGUGCUGCUGCUGCUGCAAGGCCUAACAAUACCAACAUGCAACCAACAAUUACUUCACAGAAUUCAUUUCAAACAACGACAUCGUAUCAUUCUUCAACAGAAGUUAAUCCAACUGAUAAAUAUUCAGUUUUUAAAACUCUCAAUGCAAGUACACCUAGUAUAUUCAAUAGCCAACAUCACAAUAAUUUUUAUUAG